Messenger RNA from Benincasa hispida (wax gourd), 767 nucleotides. RefSeq lists its product as uncharacterized. Lineage: Eukaryota; Viridiplantae; Streptophyta; Magnoliopsida; Cucurbitales; Cucurbitaceae. The record is from RefSeq and is a predicted model, not a curated record.
AACCCAGCCUCCAACCCUCUAUAAAUUGAUAGUGAUAAUGCAAUGUUUAAGCACCAAAAUAGCCCAACUUGAGCAAAACACUUACAUUUCCAACUGAUCUUUGUUGACCAAAAAUGGCUUACUCUAAGACCCUUCUCGUUCUCGGCCUCCUUCUCGCUCUUCUUUUCGUCUCCUCUCAUGUCUCAGCUCGUUUACUCGAGGAGGAUAAAGGUGGUGUAGAGAGUGAUCAUCAUGGACACCACCACCAUGAUCAUGGACACCACCACCAUGACCAUGGACACCACGAUCAUGACCACGGUCACCAUGGACAUGACCACGAUGCUAAUGUUGAUGGCUUAGAUGGUCAUCAUGGACACCACGGCGGAGGACAUGGACACCACGGCGGACACCAUGGCCACGAUGCUAACGUCAACGACUUGGAUGGUCAUCAUCACCAUGACCACGAUCAUGGACACCACGAUCACGGCCAUGACCACGGCCACCAUGGCCAUGACCAAACUCAGAGUGUUAAGAAUUAGAGAACAAAAACCUGCAGCACCCUAUCUGCUACCAUGUUGGUUAACAAUGAAAGUAUAUCAUUGUACGAUGAAAUAAAGUUUGUUUCCAGUGUGUUUUAAAUUCAAAUAAAGCAAACAUAUGCUUUAUGAAAUGCUGAAAUAUCAUACUUUCUUUGCCUUGUUGCAACUUAUGAUCUUUAUGGUUUUCAUAUAUAUAUGUAUGUAAUGUCAAAUUAUAUACAAAGUUGAUUUGCUUUGUAUGCUGCUUAA